AUGCCGUUUGUAACGAUCAAUGGCCACCGGAUCCACUAUUUAGAGGCCACGGAUCUCGGUUAUGAUGUCGACGCCGGCAAACUCCCGAUCGUUCUCGUUCACGGGUUGGGGUCGUCUGAGAACUACUAUGUCCCCAUCCUAGAGCAACUUGGCGGUCAUAGGGUUGUGGUUCCAACGACAUAUGGUGCGGGUCAAUCCAAUUCAAAAGGUGAACAGCUCACGCUCGAGCAGCUGGCCGAUGAUGUAAUCGGACUCAUGGACCACCUCGAGAUCGAAAAGGCAAUCCUAGGAGGCCAUUCGAUGGGCGGACCUAUGGUCUUGACGACUGCUGCCAAGAACCCGGGUAGAGUGGCCGGUGUUGUCUGUAUUGGACCUGUCAAUCCCGCCUCCGUAAAGCCGGAGAUAUUUACAUCCCGUAUCGAGACUGUCAUGAAAGAUGGUAUGGAACCACUUGCAAACACAAUUCCAAAAGCAGCGACCAAUGCGAGAAGCACUACGUUGCAGCGAGCCAUGAUCCGAGAGCUCAUCCUGGGACAAGAUCCCAACGCAUAUGCUUCGCAUUGCAACGUUAUCGUCAACAUGAAAGAUCCUGGCUUUGCAAAGAUCCAGACACCGGUUUUGCUUUUGGCUGGCGACGAAGACAAAUCUGCGCCAGUGGAAGGAGUCCAAUAUAUCCAUGACCAUCUCGGYAGCAAGCAGAAGGAGCUCACGGUAUUGAAUGGAGUUGGUCAUUGGCACUGCAUUGAGGCGAGUGAAGAGGUGGGGAAGGAGAUUGCAGCCUUCGCGACGCAGAUGGGAAGUCGUGCAUAG
Ramularia collo-cygni is the source of this 810-nucleotide messenger RNA. Its product is annotated as related to alpha/beta hydrolase. The coding region runs from base 1 to 810 and encodes 269 amino acids. NCBI's taxonomy places the organism in Eukaryota, Fungi, Ascomycota, Dothideomycetes, Mycosphaerellales, Mycosphaerellaceae. The transcript has 4 exons. The record is from RefSeq and is a predicted model, not a curated record.